UGCAAAAACCUAACCCUUGCAAAUCCCUCAUUGUGGCUAUAACCUUCCUGACAUCCUUUGUUCGAAUGGGAAAAAUGUCUAUCAUCAACUAGAAUACGAAUCCACUACUAGCCAAACAGGCUGAAGCAUUUUCCUGGAAAAUAUUUGCAGAAUUCGCUGAUUCUCCUAACUCGAGAAACAGAUGGAGAAAACCACGGCAACAACUCUAAUUCUUCUCUUGAUUUCAUUUUUCCUACAACAAACGCUAUCCAAGGAAAUUGGAGAAGAUGCAGCUGAAAGAACUGUUAAGCAAGAAAAACAGCACGCACAUGAAGUACAUUGUUCUAGAGAAAGAAGUAGGGCUGCAUGGAACAUUGUAGAGGAGUAUUUGAUGCCAUUUGUUGAACGGGAAAAUUACCAGAUUUCUAGUAAAUGUAGACUUCAUCCUGACAAUGAUCUCUUCAGGGAUCAAGAGCAGCAUAAAAUUCACGUGGACAUAAAUGAAUGGAAGUGUGGAUAUUGUAAGAAGAGCUUCCGCGCUGAAAAAUAUAUUGAUCAGCAUUUUGACAGCAGGCACUACAAUCUUCUGAAUGUUAGCGAGGGCAAGUGCUUGGCUGAUUUAUGUGGUGCAUUGCAUUGUGAUUUUGUGAUGAAUUCCAAAUCACCAAAGACAAAAUGCAAUCCUGCAGCUGUUGCGAAAAAUCGCCAUCUUUGUGAGAGUCUUGCAGAUACCUGUUUUCCUCUUAAUCAAGGUCGUUCAGCAAGCCACCUGCAUGAAUUGUUUUUGCACCAAUUCUGUGAUGCUCACACUUGUUCAGGGAAAAAAAAGCAUUUUCCUAAAGGUCGCAAGAAGCAAACAAGUGUUAUCUACCUUGCUUUGUCAAUACUGACUUUGAUGCUGCUGCCUCUUUUUUAUCUUAUUGUUUAUUUGUAUCAAAGAGAAAUGAGGCAGGGAACACAAAAUCUGAGACGAAUCACUCGAGUCGGACAAAAGACAAAGCCAUCAUAGUUAACUGGUAAAUUUUUAUGUCUUCUGAUUGAAAAACUCCCUGAUCAAAUCUCCAGGUUGAAAAUAUAUUUAUGGACUUGAACUUGAACUGGACUCAAGUUAUGGACUUGAACUUGGACUUAAAUGUUUAGAUUAUGAAGUUUUGGUCAGAGCAGUGAGUAUUGGUUAAUAAAUUUUGUCAUAGUGGUUCAAACGCACUGCAGUCUUCUACUUUCUAGGAAACUUGUUAUUUCAAUCUUUGCUGAUGUAUAUGUUUUAGAUUAAUGCAGGCUUUUACUUGCAUCCAUUGAAAUAAGAGAGUAUAGCAUGCAUUUCAUGUUUUUAUUGACUAAUGCCUCUACCAAGUGAAGUAGAUUUGUGCGAGGCACGUAAUGGAAAUUGAGCUAGUUAAGGCUUCUUACAGGCAUUCUUACAUGUCCUCCUCCUCCGGACUAUCACGUCUUGUAAAUGUAAAGAGGACUCAGUUGAAGGUUACAGGUUGACAGAUCAUCCUUAGCCAAGUUGACCAAGAGAUGAUUUGUUACCAAGCUUGAAUUGGCAUAAUGUUCUUACCUGUGGGAUGGCAUCCACAUCCUCUUUACGUCCUUAAUCCUUUUGAUAUGGAAAUCUUAACAUGCUCGAAUCCAUUUUUGUAACAAUUUUAGUGGUUAUUGUUUAAACAUUUUUCAGAUGUAUGCUUGAUUGUGAUUCAUUUUUCAAAACAUGUAUGCCCAUACAAUGUCAUUCCAAAUUCAUGUACUAACUGGUGAAAUUUCACAUUUUUUGCAAUUA
Messenger RNA from Hevea brasiliensis (rubber tree), 1759 nucleotides. RefSeq lists its product as uncharacterized. The transcript has 9 exons. The record is from RefSeq and is a predicted model, not a curated record. Lineage: Eukaryota; Viridiplantae; Streptophyta; Magnoliopsida; Malpighiales; Euphorbiaceae. Bases 182 to 988 code for a protein of 268 amino acids.